Messenger RNA from Jatropha curcas, 2924 nucleotides. RefSeq names its product protein ACCUMULATION AND REPLICATION OF CHLOROPLASTS 3, chloroplastic. Lineage: Eukaryota; Viridiplantae; Streptophyta; Magnoliopsida; Malpighiales; Euphorbiaceae. Gene Ontology annotation, biological process: chloroplast fission. The record is from RefSeq and is a predicted model, not a curated record. Gene Ontology annotation, cellular component: cytosol; chloroplast outer membrane.
GCUACGCGAUAAGAACCAUGCAGACGCGAAGAGCCUUGAGUGGUAGGCGCAGCUCCAGCUCCAAGAAAAAAUGAUGCUUAAUUGAAGUACAGGAGGUUCUGGUUUGGCCUUCAGUAAUCGAUUACUAAAAGCUCAACUGGUGCAAUCACUAAUGUCGAUAUACUUCUCUUACUACAGCUAGAGAUUUGAGCAGCGAUGCCCUUUGUAAUGGAGGUUCCUGUAUUCACAACUUUCAAAGCAGUUUCUCGCGUUCCUGAUUGUCCUCCAUCUUCACAAUGCGUCUUGUAUGGCCGCUUCUUUGGAGGCGGCGUAAAGUUGAGUAAGAGAUUCAAUUGUAGAAAGUAUAAGUUCUCUCUUCGAAUUUCGAUGAGUUUAGAAAAUAAAAAUGGUGGAGAAGAUAGAGAUGGAGAUGGAGUGAGAUUUUUGGGGAAUUCUCAGUUCGUGGAAGUGAUUGGUAUUGGAAGCAGAAAGGAUGCUGUUCUUGAUUUCUGCUGGGAAUCGCCUUUCCAGUUAACAUCGUCUUUGCGAUUCUGGAAUAUUCAAGUCAAAGAUCCUCUGAAUGUUCAAUUACAAGAAAGAUUUCUUGGACAAGAUCUUAAUCCAAGGAUUUUGGAACCAUCUCAGUUUCUGCAGUCAUGUUCAAGGGCUAUUAUCCUUGUUUGUGGCUAGUGCAGGAUAUGGCUCGGAUCAUGUUGCAGCAGUUGAUCUACUUAAAACAGUGAAGUCCAGAAAUGGGUUUGCCAUUGCUAUUUUUCUGAGACCUUUCAGCUUUGAAGGAAAAAGGCGCCAAGAUGAGUUGGAAGAUUUGGUAGGAAAACUUCAAGAGCAUACAAAUUUUUGCAUUGAUAUUGACACUGACACACUACUCAAAAAGGAUUUGGUCACUCUAGAUGAGGCUUUGAAGACUGCAAAUACUGCUGUUUUGUUAGCCAUAAAUGCCAUCUCAGUUCUCAUCUCAGAGAUGCACCAGAAAGUAAUUGGUGUUCUGCAUAAUAAUGUUAAAGAACUCGAGGUUUCAGACAUUAUAAAAAUUCUGGAAAGCUACAAAGAAGCAAAAAUUGGAUUUGGAGCUGGUAACAGCAUUAAAAGUUCAAUUUUACAGGCUCUAUACGACUCCCCUUUCAUUGGUGCUGGUUUAGAGAAUAUUAAUGGCAUCAUCAUAUGCAUCAUUGCAAGUUCGGGUUUUAUCGAAAAUGAAGAUGUCAAUGCUCCUUUGCUUACUUUUCAGCAAUCCGCAGAGUAUACUGGGGAAAUUAUUAUUUCUACAAUUCAUGAACCUAACCUGGAUCCCAACAUGAUAGUAACAACAGUUUUUGUUGUAGGUUGCAACAAAGUGCAGACUCCUCAGAGAAGUAGCUUAUUGUCCAGACUGGCCAAGCACUUCCCGUUCUUUUUUAAUAUUUUAAGGGGACACCACAAACAAUCGGAUAAAAAUGAAGGAAUCAACGGACUUGAAGACGUUCCCGAGACAAUAAAUUCACCAGACUCUGGUGCAAUGGAAAGUAAAGUUGCUAUAGACAGUACCACCAAUGAUAUUGAUGAACAACUAGAGGAACAUGAUACACUGCCAAGCAACAAUUACUAUGAUAUCUAUGGGUCAAGGAGUUACAACGAUGAAGAUGAAGACAAUGAGAUUGACUUUUUAGAUACUAGGAUGGAGUCCUCUGAUGAUUAUGAUCAAAGUACUGAAGAAACUCCUGCUCUCCAAAGGAAGCCACUUGCUAGUUGGAACUUGGGACCAGGAUAUCAGAUUGCACAACAGUGGGCCAAAGAAAGAGCUGGAGCUUCUUCAAUGCUUGACAACCUAAGCAUCUUCUGCCUUCCAGUUGGUGUAAGGCCUUCAGGAGAGUUUAAAGAGGGUCUGAAUAUCUCAUAUUCUGCAGAAUUCCCAGAUCCAAAAGUUGAGGAUGUUGUCAAAGAACACAAGCUUAAUUCCAGCAUCUCUUCUUGGGGUGCAUUGACAGAUGCAGGUUUUCUGUUAGUAAGAGAUUUUUAUAAUAAUGCAUCUACAACGUUAAGGGGUAGAAAUGCUGAUGUACCCAAAAAGCAAGGAGUUCUCUCUGUUCGUGCAGCAUCCAUGCUGGAAGCUGAGCGAGAUUCCCCAAAAAGGUGGAGACCUAUUAGGGAGAUGCAGUACAGGGGAGGAGUAUAUAGAGGGAGAUGUCAAGGAGGUCUUCCUGAAGGAAAGGGUCGGCUUAUCCUUGAAGAUGGAAGCAUAUAUGAUGGUAUGUGGCGUUAUGGUAAGAGAUCAGGUCCAGGUGCAUUCUACUUCAGCAAUGGAGAUGUGUUCCAGGGGUCAUGGAGGGAUGAUGUGAUGCAUGGCAAGGGUUGGUUUUAUUUCCACUCGGGAGAUCGAUGGUUCGCAAACUUUUGGAAGGGAAAGGCCAAUGGUGAAAGCCGUUUCUAUUCAAAGUCUGGUGAAGUCUUUUUUGGCCAAUUUCAAGAUGGGUGGCGACAUGGCCACUUUCUCUGUAUUGAUGUUGAUGGGGCAAGGCGUGUUGAGACGUGGGACGAGGGUAUUCUUGUAAGCUGGAAGCGUCUGGACUCUGAUAGUGAUGCUGGAUGAAAAAAUUACAUAAAUCAUUUAUUUUUUUUUAAAAAAUCUCUUUUUACCUUUAUUUGUAUAUUCCUUAUCUAUUUCACUUGCUAAUUAGUAGAUGUUUUGCAGGCAUGCUGCAAUCCUCAAUUUUGGAUCUUUGGUAAUAAGUUUUUAGUGUUGCUCUGAGUCUGUUUAUUGUUGUUUGGUUGUUUACAUGUUGGGACUAGGCUGAUAAUUUUUUUUUGGGUGGAACCUCCGGAUUAAUCCCACUUGGCGUAUACAGCGUCGCAUAUGAUUCUGUUAUACAGCCCGAUUCAGCACUCGUGAUUAAAAUUUUUUCGCUUCAAUUUUACACUUGACAUAGUCCGUUAUUGGGCUUCCAGAA